AUGAAAGGAAAACCAACAUGUUUGAUUUGUAAUCAACAAGUUGCUGUGGCCAAAGAAUACAACGUUCGAAGGCAUUAUGAAACUAACCAUGCUAUGAAGAACCAUAAAUAUAGUGGAAAGUUACGUGAAGACAAAGUUAAGGAGUUGGAGCAGUCAUUGAAAAAGCAGCGGUCAGUAUUUAAGAGUGUUCAUCAAGUCAGUGAUGCUGCAGUUAAGGCAAGUUACAGGAUUGCCCAUGAAAUAGCUUUGUCAUCGAAGCCGUUUUCUGAGGGGAACUUUAUAAAGAAAUGUAUGUUGAUGGCUUCAGAAGAUAUUUGCCCGGAAAAACGUCAAGCAUUUGCAAACAUAAGCUUCUCAAGAAAUACAGUUGCAGAAAGAAUUGGUGAAUUAUCAGAGAAUAUUAACAGUCAACUCAAAAACAAAUUUAAGUCCUUUACUGCAUUUUCAGUUGCAAUUGAUGAAAGUACCGAUAAAGGAAGGGAUUUGCAUGAAUUGAAAGAUAAUGAAUGGGUUCAAGAUCUAACUUUCAUGAUGGAUAUUACAGAACACUUAAAUUACGUGAAUACAAAGAUGCAAGGACGCAAUAAAUUGGUGACAGAUUUUUAUGACUGCGUUCGUGCCUUUGAGAUGAAAAUUCAGCUUUUUGAACGGCAACUAUCAGAGAGUAAUCUUUCUCACUUUCCGACCUUGAAGUCCCUGCAAGGCACACCUGAGUUUCAUGCUGAUAUCAACACGAAAAACUAUGGAGGUUUAGCCACAACGUCAUGUGAGGCCACCUCGGACGAGAGCUAA
Messenger RNA from Homarus americanus (American lobster), 792 nucleotides. RefSeq names its product general transcription factor II-I repeat domain-containing protein 2-like. The record is from RefSeq and is a predicted model, not a curated record. Bases 1 to 792 code for a protein of 263 amino acids. The transcript is spliced from 3 exons. NCBI's taxonomy places the organism in Eukaryota, Metazoa, Arthropoda, Malacostraca, Decapoda, Nephropidae.